Branchiostoma floridae (Florida lancelet) is the source of this 4525-nucleotide messenger RNA. RefSeq names its product sodium- and chloride-dependent GABA transporter 2-like. Bases 302 to 2302 code for a protein of 666 amino acids. The transcript is spliced from 15 exons. Lineage: Eukaryota; Metazoa; Chordata; Leptocardii; Amphioxiformes; Branchiostomatidae. The record is from RefSeq and is a predicted model, not a curated record. Gene Ontology annotation, cellular component: membrane. Gene Ontology annotation, biological process: sodium ion transmembrane transport.
CACAGUAGCACAUGAAUGUUUGCCUUGGGAAUCCGUGCCUCAGAAUGUAUUAAAAAUAGGCGCGUUCCUUCCUACAAGAAGUUGAAGAACAACAUUGCCUGCAACCACAACCAGUGCCUCAUUUACCUAGCCAAUAAGUCACUGUUUGUUGACACAAAGUAAGUCAUUGAAGCCACCGGGCUGAAAGCUGGACUGUCCUUUAUCUCAGCAGAUCAACUGAACGCCGUUUUGUUGCAAUCACUACCUCCUGAGACGUUGGUACAUUACAACAACCGCUGAGCUGCUAACUUUGUGAUUCACCAUGUCACUGGCUGUGGACCCGGACGGGACCGUCACGGAAACUUCCCCGCUUGCACCGGGCGAGAAUAAUGGAUCGCCCGGCGGUGUCACCAUGGACGGCCCCGCCACCAAGACGGCGUCCAAGGCCGAUGAAGCCGAGCUGAACCGCGUGGCCGCACCGCCAGUAGAGGACGAUCUACCGGAGAGAGAAACCUGGAUCGGCAAGCUCGACUUCAUUCUCGCGCUCGUCGGCUUCUCCGUGGGACUGGGGAACGUCUGGCGCUUCCCGUACCUCUGUUACAAAAAUGGUGGCGGCGCCUUUCUCAUCCCGUACUUCAUCUUCCUGUUGGGGGCAGGCAUUCCCACGUUCUUCCUGGAGAUCGCCCUGGGCCAGUUCAUGAGCCUCGGCGGACUGAAGGCCUGGAACCUCUGUCCGCUCUUCUCAGGAAUCGGAAUGGCGUCCAUGGUGAUUGUGAGCUUCCUGAACAUGUACUACGUGAUGGUGAUGGGCUGGGCUCUGCACUACUUCUUCGCCUCCUUCACGUCCGAGCUGCCCUGGGCCACGUGCGGCAACUGGUGGAACACAGACAGAUGCAUUGCGUCAGAUGAGGAGAUAAAGAAGGCGGAGAACAGCACGAUGAAUAGCACGCUCCUCAACGUUACCAUGACAACUGUGGCUCCCAACGCCACCAAUGAGAACGCAACUCGGAUUGCCGCAUCCCUGGAAUACUGGAACAACCGUGUACUGCAGAUCUCUGGUGGCCUGGACCAGCCUGGCUCCAUGCAGUGGGAGCUGAUCCUGUGUCUGCUGCUGGCCUGGAUCAUCGUGUACUUCUGCAUCUUCAAGGGAGUCAAGAGCACUGGCAGGGUUGUGUACUUCACGGCGCUGUUUCCGUACGUGGUGCUGUUUAUCCUACUGAUCCGGGGGGUGACGCUGCAGGGAGCCGACAUCGGCCUGGAGUUCUACCUGAAACCCAACAUAACCAGGCUCGGAGACCCACAGGUGUGGAUGGAUGCAGGAACUCAGGUGUUCUUUUCCUACUCCAUCGGUUUGGGAUCUCUCAUCGCCCUGGGCAGCUACAACAAGUUCAACAACAAUUGCCACAGGGAUGCCAUAGUGUUCGCCUUUGUGAACACUGGCACCAGCCUACUGUCGGGCAUUGUGAUAUUCAGCGUCCUGGGCCACAUGGCCAUGCAGCAGGGUGUAUCAGUGGGCGAGGUUGCAGAAUCAGGUCCUGGCCUGGUGUUCAUCGUGUACCCCAAGGCCGUGACCCUGAUGCCCCUGUCUCCCCUCUGGGCGAUCCUCUUCUUCUUCAUGGUGCUGCUGCUGGGGUUGGACAGUGAGUUUUGCGGGGUGGAGGGUUUUGUGACGUCGUGCCAGGACAUGUAUCCGCACAUCCUCAGGCGUGGGCACAACAGAGAGAUCUUCAUCGCUGUGGUUUGCUUCGUGAAGUUUCUCAUUGGACUCGCUUUCUGUACCCAGGGUGGGAUGUACGUCUUCCAACUGUUUGACAACUACUCGGCCAGUGGAAUGACCUUGCUGUGGGUGACCUUCUUCCAGGCCAUCUGUAUUGGGUGGUUCUACGGACUGGGCGAUCGUGUCGGCUGGAACUUUGGCAGCACAAAGUUCUACUGGGACAUCAAAAGCAUGGUCGGCUUCCGGCCCAUCAUCUGGAUCAAGAUCUGCUGGAUGGUGGUGACACCCAUCAUGACAAUGGGUAUCUUCAUCUUCUCUCUGGUGAAGUACCAGAGGCCGACGUACAACAAGACGUACACGUACCCGCCGUGGGGCGAGGCGAUUGGCUGGCUGAUGGCGCUGGCUUCCAUGGUGAUGAUUCCCAUAGGAUUCGUCUACAACAUCCUGACAACAAAAGGGACCUUUUCUGAGAGAAUACACACCCUUCUGACUCCCAUCUACACGAAGCGGAAAGAAGAGAAUGGUGCAGUUGGAGAGGAGGCCAAUGCUAUCGCCAUGGUGGAUGGACCGAAAACAGACCACGACAAACAGGGCAACAUGCUGUGACCGUGAAAACCUGUCUUUUCAUUGACCUGGCAAACCCUACCAUCCCAAGGCUUUUGGAGGGUCUGCAUGAGGGGUUCUGAUAAUGUUUUAUGCUGUAUUCUGAAGAACCCCCUAAAAGUAUUAUGCUAAUAUCGAGGAAGGCUGUUAUGCAAAAUUUUGGUCGUCUCGCUACGAAUUGCGUGAAAAAUAAUGGGCUUUCUCACAUAUUAUGGAAAAUCAAAAUAUGGGCAUAUGGGCUCUCCUUUUGUUUUGUUUGCUGGCUUACAGUCAACCUAUAAAGUUUAAAGGGCUUGCUCAAAUCAUUUAGUCUUUUCCAGGAUGUUAAAUCUUUCCUUAUUUGGCCAUAUUUUUCAUACAUGCCAAUGAAACUACAUGUAUGACAUAAAUAUUAUGUGUGCUUUUGCUACAGAGCAGAACCAAUCAUUUUUAGGCCCAUACUUUCAGAUGGUAAGACUAUACUUGUCAGGCCCAUGCCAUAGUCUCAUUUUUUGCCUGGGGAUGCAAUAAAUGACAUGAUGAUGUACUGACACUCUGUCAGUAUGAAGCUCACACAAUUUCAACAUCGUCUUGAAUAAACACACAUCAAAAGGAUUUCUGUGUUUAUUCUACUAUCAUGAAGAUGUAGAUGAAGUGUAUUUUUCUGUGGACUUGUUGUAAGGGAUAUUGUGAAACUUGAUGUUAUGGUACAGACUUGUGCAGACUGUACUAGACUUGCCAUAGGUGUUGUUUUGUGGGGUAAGCAUUUACUGUUAGUAUGAUGAAUUUCUUUUUCAAGAAAAUGCUGGAGUGUAUCAUUCUUUUGCCUUUUUCAUGAUGAUGUAGCCUCAGGUUUUAACAUUUUGGCUGAUGGCACACAUAAGUAUCCCUAUGUAAUGUAGAGGAAGGGGUAUGGCAUUUCUGUACAGUUCAAGAAUGUUUAUGCUUGAGAAAACAAGCAAGAGCUGUGGAUAUUUUGGAUGUAGGUAGCCAGUCCUCUGAACACUGGGCGGCUGGUAAUGGUUUCCUAAGGCUUAGAUCAAGUCCAAAGCCUUAGAAAUCUGCCAUCCAUCCAGGUCUGUGCAGUAAGAUGUAGGCAGCAUUGCAAUUUACAGUGGAAUGAAGUCAAAGGUGGUGUCCAUACGCACAUAAAUUGUGAGGCUUAUGGAGCUGAAGUCUUUAGCUGCUAAGUUUUUUAGUCGCGGUGUAUGUGGGUUUAUCCAUAAUGGAUAUUGCAUGUUCUUUUGUGCAUACUUAUUGCUUUUCAAGCACAAAAUAUUUCAUGAUAAUUCUGAAAGCAGGAAAAUUUGUCGAUUCUCCUGCCAUCCUCAGCUUUACUUUCUAUUUUCCCCUCUCUCCUUUAACUACCUGCAAGCAGUUUGGCAUGCAGUAUUUUUUCACUGCCUUAUGUUUAAGUGAAUAUAUAAAACAUUGAUGAACUUGACUUUUAUCUGACAAGCUGUGGAAUUACAUGUGACUUUAUGAGUAUAAUCAUAGUAGUGGUAACAUAUGAUUGUGGGUUAUUCUUCUAACUUAAAGGUUAUUCUAACAUUUCAAGAAUUGCUGUAUUCUGCUGUAAAUAUGUAAGCCUACAUGAACUUGUUAUAAGUGAAUGUAAGUGUGUGUAGGAUCUAAGUGUUGUUUUGCUCACUGUCAUAUGAUCCUGAACUACUGUUUAUAAGCAUAUGUUGUUAUACAUAUCAUAGAACACACAUUGGCUAACAUCUUUACCAAAUCCUUCAAAUCACAAAAACACAAACAAAAUUCAGCUGAAGUUCGGUCAAAUUCAUGUAUUUUUGUAAGAAUUUAAAACAUCAUCAGAAUUUGUAAUCAUAACUCCGCCCUCUAACUUUAUCUUAAAGAGAAGGAUCUAACAAUAGUUCACCUUUAUCCGCAGAGUAACCUAUAUCCGUUAUUUUUUACAACGGGGAUCGACAGACAGAUGUAGUAUUUUGAAAAUAUUGCGAUUUAAAACCACCGUCUGUCAACCUUGACUACCCUGUUCAUUAAAACAUCGGAUAUAGGUAACCCCGCAAAAAAACUGGCACGAAUGGCAACCAUUCGACCCUCUUACUCAGUCACUGUACAUUAUAUAGUGCAUUUGAUGUGGUGUGAUUUGGACAACUAGUUUCAUUGCAAUGUAGUAGGAUGUCUAAAAGUCGUGUGAGGUGAUCUUAGAACGUCAGUUUUUAAUCUUAGAUGGGUGAUCACAGAUGUGUCAAUAAAGAUGGAUACCUAACCCCCAAA